CACGUGACUGGUAAACAAAGUCCGCCAGGUGUGCAUGACGCGGUGAGCGCCACAGGCGAGCUUCUGGCGCCAUCUUGUGGAGUCCGUCUGACAACAUGGCGUCACUGGUCCACUCUCUCCGCCACCACUCGGACGAGGUGAGCUGCUGCGCCUUCUCCGCGGCGCUGCUGGCCUCCGGUUCGGGAGACAAGACCCUGCGGCUGUACGACACCUCGGACUUCUCGGAGCUGCCCUACUCUCCUCUGUCGGGUCACGGCUACGGAGUCCGCAGCUGCUGCUUCAGCGCCUGCGGCGACUUCCUGCUCAGUUGCUCCGCGGACGGCUCCACGCUGGUGUGGCGGGCGAUUACGGGCGAAGUAGCCGCCGAGCUGCUGCACCCGAAGCGGAGCGCGCUCCGCGCCUGCGCGCUGGCUCCCGACUCCUCCCUGCUGCUGGCGGGGGGCAGUGAUAGCUCGGUGGUGCUGUGGGACUUCCGCUCCAGAACGCUCCUCAGCUGCAGGACGAUCAGCGAGGCCAGCGUUGUGUCCUGCUGCUUCUCUCCCUGCAGCCAAAUGUUUGUGACCGGCUGCACUCAAGGAGAUCUCAGACUCUGGGAUGUCAACGGCGGCCUGCUUCAUGCCGAGAAGGAUGCGCACGACCUGGGAGUCACCUGCUGCUGCUUUGCACCUCAAUACAGUGUCGAUGACGGCUGUUUGGACUUCAGAAUGGCCUCCUGUGGACAAGACAGCCAGUUGAAAAUUUGGAUGGUCUCUCAGCGCGGCGCUGCAGAAUGUGCCAUGAAGCUACUUCACACUCUCACCAGCCAGUCUGCUCCGGUACUGUCGUGCGCCUUCUCCUAUGAUGGUGAAGUAGUCGUGUCAGGCUCAGUGGAUAAGACCGUGGCAGUGUACGACGCGGCCCGGGGAACCCUGCUCCACACGCUCAGGCAACACGACAGGUACGUGACUGCCGUUGCCAUGUCUCCCACCAUGCCUUGGAUUGCGACCGGUUCCAUGGACCGGACGGUGAAUGUGUGGAGAAUUGGCGAAGCCCAGAGACCUGAGGCCGAAUCAAAGGCGACAGUGGAUGAAGGACGGCGACUGCAGGACCGCAGGCGGCUGCAGCUCCACGACUGGUCGGAGGAAGACGUGCAGGCUUGGAUGUGUGAAGAAGGGCUGGAGGAGCUGGUGGGCAUCUUCAAAGCCAACAACAUGGACGGAGCAGAACUCAGCGAGCUGACCAAGGAGAGCGUGGCCGAGCUGGGAGUAGAGUCGCUGGGGCUGCGCGGUCGACUGCUGAGGAAAGUCCAAGCCCUGAAGGCGGAGCACAGCAACUCCGACUUCCCAGACGAGUUCCUGUGUCCGAUCAGCAGAGAGCUGAUGAAGGAUCCGGUCAUCGCAGAAGAUGGAUAUUCGUACGAACGGGAAUCCAUCGAGAGCUGGAUCAAAGGACAGAACAAGAGAAGUCCGAUGACCAACCUGCCUCUCAAAACCACCCUGCUGACGCCCAACAGGUCCCUGAAGACAGCCAUCCAGAGGUGGAGGGCCACUCAGUGACGAGGAUGAGUACAGGAAGUUGUAUUGUAAAUAAUGGCUGUAAUACAAACCAUUUCCUGAAUCAUGGCGGCGCAUCCAAGGACUCAUGACACGAGGUGGAUUUCUCCUCUCGGGGAGGGUUUAUUUCUCUCCCACGGCGGCGAUGCCGGACAACAGUAUAUGAUCACAGCUGAUGAAGCUCACAAUGCUGACCACAGGGCAACGAUUGCGUCACACGAACAUGAUCCAGUCGCAGCUCUUCUACGUAACUGCCGCAUGCGCUUACACACCCAGAACUGAGGAUCAUAAAAUGUCUUAGUAGCUGUGCAAAAAUAACUAUAGAAAAUAUAUUGCUCUUACAAUUAAGCCAUUAAAUAAAUUAAACUAGGUGGUGACACAAGCCGAUA
Messenger RNA from Synchiropus splendidus (mandarinfish), 1921 nucleotides. Its product is annotated as WD repeat, SAM and U-box domain-containing protein 1-like. The record is from RefSeq and is a predicted model, not a curated record. The transcript has 12 exons. Bases 96 to 1535 code for a protein of 479 amino acids. NCBI's taxonomy places the organism in Eukaryota, Metazoa, Chordata, Actinopteri, Syngnathiformes, Callionymidae. Gene Ontology annotation, molecular function: ubiquitin-protein transferase activity; protein binding. Gene Ontology annotation, biological process: protein ubiquitination.